CAGCGCACCCAGUCGCUCAACGACGCCUUCGCCGAGCUGCGCAAGAUCAUCCCCACGCUGCCCUCCGACAAGCUGAGCAAGAUCCAGACCCUCAAGCUGGCCGCCCGCUACAUAGACUUCUUGUACCAGGUCCUGCAGAGCGAUGAGCUGGACCACAAGAUCACCAGCUGCAACUACCUGGCCCACGAGAGGCUCAGCUACGCCUUCUCCGUCUGGAGGAUGGAAGGGGCUUGG
Messenger RNA from Nestor notabilis (Kea), 234 nucleotides. Its product is annotated as twist-related protein 2-like. Lineage: Eukaryota; Metazoa; Chordata; Aves; Psittaciformes; Psittacidae. The annotation marks the transcript as partial. Gene Ontology annotation, molecular function: protein dimerization activity; RNA polymerase II transcription regulatory region sequence-specific DNA binding; DNA-binding transcription factor activity, RNA polymerase II-specific. The transcript has a single exon. Gene Ontology annotation, biological process: regulation of transcription by RNA polymerase II; developmental process. The record is from RefSeq and is a predicted model, not a curated record.